This is a messenger RNA of Musa acuminata subsp. malaccensis (wild Malaysian banana), 1761 nucleotides long. RefSeq names its product probable protein phosphatase 2C 27. The record is from RefSeq and is a predicted model, not a curated record. Gene Ontology annotation, biological process: protein dephosphorylation. Lineage: Eukaryota; Viridiplantae; Streptophyta; Magnoliopsida; Zingiberales; Musaceae. Gene Ontology annotation, molecular function: cation binding; protein serine/threonine phosphatase activity.
GCUACCCGUAUAAAAGCUUUCCCAACUCCUUUUCCUCUUCCCUUUCCCUCUUCUAUCUUUUGCCGAUUAUUUUGUGCCAUUUUUCUGCUCCUAGAAAACUUCGUCGAGUUCAAGAAGAACACAAGGCAAUGACCUCCGAUCCAUGAAUCAUGUGGAAUAUCGUGGAAGCACCUGUUCUUUAGAUUGAUUGAUCUGGGGUUUUGUAUAAUGUCGACGAAUUCGGUGGCAAGCAUCCGAUCUAUGGUGGUUCUCUUUAGGAGAUUUGUUGACAUUUGGAGCUGGAACCUCUUCUCGGAAAAGGAAAGUUCAAUUUUUAGAGGGCUGUUAUUUGAAAAGGAGCAACUUUUUCUGAGUUGCAUUAAUGGCUCGGAAGGGAUCAGGUUACCCGGCACCGAAUCCUCACCCCCAUUGAUGAUGUUGGACGGAAUGCACGGAAGCAAGGCUAAUGGAUCUUCAACCGGUGGUGGCAACGAAGAUCCUGAGUCCUCGGAGAGCGUGAAGGAUGCGAGAGUCAGGAAACCCCCUCGACACCUCUCGGUCAUUCGGCAUUCCGUGAGCACUGCACGGCUGGGUUUGGAUUUGGGGACUCUUGCUUUGAUUUCUCCACAGGAAAGGCAGACUGGAUUCUUGCCUGUGUUCCGGUCGGGAAGCUGUUCAGAGAUCGGGCCCAAGUCACACAUGGAGGAUGAGCACAUCUGCAUAGAUAAUCUUGUCGAACAUCUUAGAGCUUCCCCCAGUUUCCCAUCUCCUGGUGCUUUUUAUGGAGUUUUUGAUGGACAUGGUGGUGUGGAUGCAGCAUAUUUUGUUCGAAAUAAUAUCCUUAAGUACAUAAUUGAGGACGGCCAUUUCCCGUCUAGUGUGGAGAAGGCCAUAAAGAGUGCAUUUAUUAAAGCUGAUUAUGCGCUUGCUGAUUCCCAUUCACUUGAUCGCACUUCUGGAACUACAGCACUUACUGCCCUUAUUUUGGGAAGGUCGUUGCUCAUUGCUAAUGCAGGUGAUUGCCGAGCUGUAUUAGGGAAGCGUGGCAGAGCAAUCGAACUUUCCAGAGACCAUAAACCUAACUGCAAUGCUGAACGGCUUAGAAUUGAGAAGCUAGGUGGCAGUGUUUACGACGGAUAUCUUAAUGGUCAGCUAUCUGUAGCAAGGGCUCUCGGUGACUGGCACAUGAAGGGCUCCAAAGGUUCUGCGUGCCCCCUUAGCGCUGAACCAGAGUUACAGGAAGCAAUCCUAACAGAAGAGGAUGAGUUUUUAGUAAUAGGCUGUGAUGGCCUUUGGGAUGUCAUGAGCAGUCAAUGUGCAGUGACGAUAACUAGGAAGGAGCUGAUGCUUCACAAUGAUCCUGAGAAAUGCUCGAGAGAGCUUGUGCGAGAAGCGCUGAAGCGGAACACUUGUGACAAUCUAACUGUCGUGGUCAUCUGCUUUACUCCAGAUCCGCCACCGCCCAUUGAGAUCCCGAGGACUCGAGUUCGAAGGAGCAUAUCCUUAGAAGGUCUACAUGUCCUAAAGGGUGCUCUGGACGGCAACAUUUGAUGCUAAACUUUUAGUUCCCCAUUCUUCCAUUCUGUAGCCUGUAAAGAAUGGAGGCUCUCGACAUAUUUGGCCUCCAUUUCCAAAUAAAUCAUGUCGGCUGGUGUAUUUUCAAUGAGGCUGUAGGUAAAUUUUGUAGAUUUGAAAUUUAAGUUUCUAUGAAUAACAUUUGAUGAGUCUGUAACUUAAAUCAAUUUGCCUUUAUAAGUAUUAUUUCCUUUGAUUUUGCUGCCC